CAUGUCAUGUCAAAUGUCAUAUCGUGGGUGGAUGGAUGUGGAAUUGUGUUUAGUGUUGUGAGUGAAUGUAAAAAUUAACUUAUUUUUAGUUGUCAUGUGGUUACGUGCGCGUGUCGUCAGAUAAACGGUGCUGUGAUAGGAUUGCCAACGAUCCAACACUGUGGAAUGGUUCCGGUGUGCGGACGCUGUCUUGUACAUUUGUGCGGUUGAGGAGUGCUCGUCACCAUGGGUAAACUACUCUCGAAGAUCUUCGGAAACAAGGAGAUGAGAAUAUUGAUGCUGGGACUGGAUGCUGCCGGCAAGACUACUAUUUUAUAUAAAUUAAAAUUAGGUCAGUCAGUCACAACGAUACCCACGGUCGGUUUCAACGUGGAAACCGUCACCUACAAGAAUGUCAAAUUCAACGUGUGGGAUGUGGGCGGGCAGGACAAAAUACGACCGCUCUGGAGGCAUUACUACACAGGUACUCAAGGUCUAAUAUUCGUGGUAGAUUGCGCGGACCGCGACCGCAUCGACGAGGCGCGCCAGGAGCUGCAUAGGAUCAUCAACGACAGGGAGAUGCGCGACGCGAUCAUACUCAUUUUCGCCAACAAGCAAGACUUGCCUGAUGCAAUGAAGCCCCACGAGAUACAGGAGAAACUAGGUCUCACGCGCAUACGUGACCGCAACUGGUAUGUGCAGCCGUCGUGUGCCACCUCCGGCGACGGGCUCUACGAGGGGCUCACGUGGCUAACUUCAAACCACAAGUUAUGAGCGGCGGAGUAGGCGGCCUGUCCGCCUCCACGCCUCGGUGAGGAUAUCGAUGCCAUUUAAUUUAAGUAUAUGAAUUGGCGACUACGCCGUUGUAACAGUAUACAACACCCUACCACGCAAAAUAGUGCUGUGUAACGUGCUAAAUAUCGAAUUAGUGCACAAACUAUAAAAGUACAUAGUACGAUGGCGGAUGGACUACUCGACUAAACAUAUAGUUAGCGAAACAAGUGAACAAGUUUAUUGUCACACAUCAACAGCAAGAAUCAAUUAUUCCAUUAUUUAAUAAUAAUUAAUAACAGCUAGGAAAGAAAUGAGG
Molecule: messenger RNA, 1069 nt
Organism: Chilo suppressalis (striped riceborer)
Lineage: Eukaryota; Metazoa; Arthropoda; Insecta; Lepidoptera; Crambidae
Source: the annotation of a GenBank genome assembly